AUGUAUCGGGUCAUUGGAGUUCUGGCAGCUUGUCGGGCAAAAGGGCUUGGGCCUCUGGCUCUACAGUCUCCCAAGCGCUGGUGCAACACGAAGCGGAAGAAACAGGACGAGGGAACAACAGGGCAAAAAGAAAAGGGAAGCGCGUUCUUCAGGGACCACGCUCGGCAACACCACAAAUGCACGGUCAAUCAGCCGCGGCGGAGAACUGAAGAAGAGCUUCAAACCCAAUUUCAGCAAGCAAAAGAGCUUCUCGAGUACGCACGAUCCGAACUCUCGCAAAACCCGGAGCGACUCAACCGUGCGCAAAAGAAGUUGAUCUCAAAGGUUCUCGGAAAGCGAGACGCAGCCUUGAACACGCGCAUAGAGAGGAAGUGCGAUGAUGCAACGAGACAAGCUACACAAAGACGAGAUAUUGCUCUCAUGCCCAGCAAAGACGAAGAAAAGUGGUUGAAAAGCACUUUUAGAGAUGUUGAGAUUGGCCGGACGGACGACGCCGCGGAGGACGAAGCCGGAAAAAACUGGGAGAAGAUGUCUUCCCUUCUCAAGCUCGGGAUGGACGCUUAUAAGUUCAACAAACUUGCGAUUUCGUCGAAUACUCGCGAGAUUUUGAGAAUAAUGUUCCGGAACAUAGUGGCCCGAAAGCUGCACCAGAUCAAGAUGGGCAAUCACGCCGAGGAGUGA
Molecule: messenger RNA, 681 nt
Organism: Acaromyces ingoldii
Lineage: Eukaryota; Fungi; Basidiomycota; Exobasidiomycetes; Exobasidiales; Cryptobasidiaceae
Exons: 2
Coding region: 1-681 (226 amino acids)
Source: RefSeq, a predicted model, not a curated record